Biomphalaria glabrata is the source of this 3003-nucleotide messenger RNA. RefSeq names its product solute carrier organic anion transporter family member 3A1-like. Lineage: Eukaryota; Metazoa; Mollusca; Gastropoda; Planorbidae. Gene Ontology annotation, biological process: transmembrane transport; sodium-independent organic anion transport. The record is from RefSeq and is a predicted model, not a curated record. The transcript is spliced from 18 exons. Gene Ontology annotation, cellular component: membrane. Bases 153 to 2576 code for a protein of 807 amino acids.
CUUUAAUUGGCUUUCUGCCAAACUCGUCAAGUAUUUGCUAUAAGAUGUCAAGUAUCAAUCAGUCGUAAUAUGGAACCUCUGUCAUACUCUGGUACGCCAAUCGCUACUGACGCACUCUAACAGGUGGUUGAGAGAUCAAAGCGACUACAACAAUGACUCAAUCUGAAAUGAAAACAUCUUUGAAGGAAGAGUCAGCCCAUAACAACUCUCAUGACACAGGACACGAUAAUAGCGCUUCUUCUGGAGUAGCUCACAGCGGCAGCCUUGCAGCUAACGAGCUUCCAAAAGACGUGCAUGUUUCGGGUGACGAUUGGAAAGCAACCAAGGACCCCGACAGCGACAUUGACGAGGCAGACGACACAGUGGACUUGUCUUGCGGCAUCUGGAAAUUUCGAAGCACUGUUUUGGGAUCAUGGUUUUCCAAUCUGUACACAUUCUCUGUCGCUGUGGGACUGUCAAGUCUGUUUGCGUAUAUGUCCAAGAAAAUAGUUUCUGUCCAGUUGGAGUCUCUGGAGAAACAAUUCAAUAUCAACAACACAUACGCAGGAUUUUUCGAGACUGCUUCUAGAGUUGGACUUAUCGCUACAAUUUUGUUUGCGGGUCAUUUCACACGAAAAGCCCACAUUCCUGUGGUGAUUGGGACCGCUGGUAUCAUCCAGGGAUUGCUACUCAUUGCUCCAGCCAUUUUGCAAUUGGCUGAUCCAUAUACACUUCCGGUUUUGAGCUACGUGAAUCAAAGUAACGGUUCCCACGAAAGUGACAAGUACAUGUGUGGUGCCACAAUUAUAAAUGAGACCGCAAACGGCACAACCUUAUCACCCAAUACCAACGAAAAAGAAAUAAGUCAUGCUGCACUUAUUCUGGUAAUGGUAGUUUUAACUUUAAAAAGUGUCACGGAGUCUUUCCACACUUACUACCUCCCGUCUGUAUACGUGGACGACAAUAUGCUGGACAAAACAAAGAUGUCUUUUUUUCUAGGUCUUCGUUUCCUAAUUGAUGGUAUGUCUGGACCUCUUGGCACAGAGCUCAAUGGUUUUCUUACAGAGAUACCAAUCGAUUUGAAAAAGACAGACAUGGAUACAAAGGAUGGCCGAUUUGUCGCAGCCUGGUGGUUGGCUUUCUUAGUGUGUGGAGCCGGCCUUGUUGUAACUUCUUUUCCACUGCUGUUGUUUCCGAAGUCCUUGGUUUCUGAAAAGGAUAAACUUCGAGCGCUGAGAAGAGCAUACACUGGUGGUGUACUGGAAGAGAAAGAAGAGAAACCAAGUACCUCCGAGAAAAAGUCGUCAGUACCUAAAAUAGUAUUAGAGGUAGAAGGUCAAGGAAGCAAAGAUAUAACUGACCACACUGACCGCUCUAAUGGUCAUCAUAAGCACGAGAACGAGAGAAAAGGCUCAGUACAAUCAGUGAAUGUACCAAUGAUCAGAAAGUUGAGCGUAUUUCCUCCACUGGAAGGCCCCACCGAGAGAAAGGUCAGCCUAAGCGGUGAGAUUGUUUUUGACCAACCUCUGAGCCCAAAGGUUGAUGAAAAUCAAAAUGAAAGCACACUAAUAGAACUGAUAAAAGAUUUACCCAGGUCUUUCUUACGGUUGAUCAAGACUCCUAUGUUUGUGCUAAUCAUCAUCGACAUCUGCGCCAUCUCUAUGCCUCUGUCUGGAAUGUACAUGUUCAGGAACAUCUACAUAACUAUGGAAUACAAUGUACCCAUGUCAGAAGUAGCAAUGGCUACAAGUGUGACGUCAGCAGUGGGGACGGCGGGAGGGACUAUCCUUUCCACCUGGUUGGCCUCCAAGGCCAAAAGUAAACUAGCCUUACAGUGGAUCAUCAUGGGAACGUACUUAAUACAAGUGGCGGUCAACCCUUUGUUCUUGAUCUUUGGCUGUGACAACAAAUCUGUUUACGGUGCCAGUGGAUCAAUUGGUCUCCCCAUCAACCUGACAGCCGGCUGUGACUGCAGCAACAGCAAACAGCUUCUUUCCUGUGGAGAUGACGGGAACAACUACCUGUCUCCAUGUCACGCGGGCUGUACAGGUGUCGAUGGCAAGAUAUUUACAGACUGCCAAGGAUUGGUGAACAGUUCCUUUGGGACUUCAGUGACACCUGGUCUCUGCUCCACAGACUGUCAUGACAACUUUCUGCUCUACGUUAUACUUCAUGGUGUCCAGUACUUGGUAGAGAGUGGUACCAUGAUACCUAGGUGGUUACUUAUGCUAAGAAUUGUUGAGCCCCAAGACCGAGGAUUUGCCACAAGUUUCUUCAUUUUCUUCUACAACAUCAUGAGUAUCCCGUCCUCCAACGUGUUUGGUCAAUUCAUAGACAACGCCUGCUUUAUAUGGGACGGUCAGGUGUGUAACCUGUACAAUCGUGAUAGCAUCAGGUAUUUGAUGUCUGGCAUUGACGUGGGAGUGAACGUCCUGUCCAUAAUGACCAAUCUACCUAUGCUCAUUAUCUUGUGGCUGGAGCUGAAGAAAACGAAGAGAGAUAACGAGAACGACGAUGAAAGUAAAGAUAAAGAAAAGAAAGCAAAGGAAGAUAUAAAGGACAAUUCCAAUUCACAAGCGGAGAUAUACACAUAUUAAAAUAAUUAGCUUUUUUAAAAAAUAUUUAUUUUGUAUUUAAAGUGAAUGCUAUGUGAGACUAAUUCUAUGAAAGCUAUCAAGGACUUUGACUCUGAGAGAGGAAGAAUGGGUCCGGACGAAAAUAAGUGUAAAAUUUCAACACAAUGGAGACAAUGGCUAAUAAUGAUUAUACUAUAUUUUAUUGAUCAUCUUUAUGGACCAGUUUUAUUGUUUGUUAACAUAAAAGCUCUAACUACUAAGUAGUUGUUAAAUAUACAUGAUUUUGUUACAUAUUUCUUAUCUGUCCACGGCAAUGUCAGGAAAAGUUGGCAUUAAGAUAUGUUCUCAUUAAAAUGACUUAGAAUGUUAAUAGUAUUGCUGUGUAAUUGUGAGUUUAUUAUUGUAUGAUUAUGUCAAGGUAUGAUUAUGAAUAAAUUAUUAGAAUGAA